GUUGUAAUAUUUGCAUACAGGGGGCUCGACCAAUCCCGUGGACAGGAGCAACGUUUGCAUGCCUGGCCUAUAGGCAGAGAUAACGGUCUACAUAUGAUUAGCAUGUGGUUAUGGAAGGUGUUUCGUGUUGAUCCAGUAUGUGGUGACAGUUCUCAGUUUGCGCCGUGGACCUGCUGGUUGAACUCUUCGAUCCUCUGGAGGGAAUAAUAUUUCUGUAGCACAACAUGCCUAAAAGGAAGUCUCCUGAAGGGGCCCAUGCCAAGGAUGCCUCCAAGGUCACCAAGCAGAAGGUCACCAAGCAGGAGCCUACCAGGCGGUCAGAGAGGUUGUCAUCGAAACCAGCUCCUCCCAAACCUGUUGAGGUCAAACUUAAGAAGGCUAUAUCCAAGGACAUGAAGGAAAAGAAAGGUGGCGCUAAGGUGAAGGAGGAUGGCCCCUCCCAGAACGGACAGGCUAUGACUGAGGAGGAGACUGAGGCUGUGGAGGCGGAGUCGGUCAAGGAGAAGGAAUGAGGAAGUGGGGGGGUCUUUCUCUGACUCCUCCCAAACCAGUACCAUGGAAACGGAGGAUUAUUUUUUUUCCAGGAUUUUGUAAAAUGCUGAUUUUCUUUUUUUGUUUGUCCUGUGAUACUAGCAAAGAUAACCAGCAGCAACCCACUUCCACACUCCUUACAGUUGUCUCUCCCUCUCCUCUCCUUUUCUUUCCUUUCCUUCCUGGAAGACAGAAUGAAGUGACAUGUUUUUAUAAAAUGGCUGCAAGUAUUCUUCCUCUGGCAGUGGGAGGAGCCUCAUGGGGUCACCAUGGUGAUGCCUCUCAGUUCCUCUCUAAACAAUGUCAUGUCCUCCUGACCGUGAUGGCUCUUUUGUGAUGACAUCGCUGUAAAUUAAGUGGACCUUCCACCUCUGACAUCAGAGACCCAAGGGUCAGACUAGGCUCCUAUGAUAUAACAAGUGACCUUUGACCCUGACCAUGUUGCCAUGGUGAAUAUUUGCAGCUUUUUAAACAGAUUUAGAAGUUUUCAGAAUCGCCAGCACUCCUGUGUUGUAAUUUGUGAGUCUGUGGUUGUCUGUCAGUGAACUGUUCUAGAACUCUGGCUUCCAGAACCUCUGGGUUCCACCCUGGUUGUCUGUCAGAGCAGACUGUUCUAGAACUCUGGCUUCCAGAACCUCUGGGUUCCACCCUGGUUGUCUGUCAGAGCAGCAUAGCAAUAACAAGUGGCGCUUCUGUUCUAGAACUCUGAGGCUUCUAGAACCUCUCUGGGUUCCACCCUGCCUGUGGGAAAACAUUAUUUUGAAAUAAAAACAGAGUUGACAUUU
Messenger RNA from Oncorhynchus masou masou (cherry salmon), 1316 nucleotides. RefSeq names its product high mobility group nucleosomal binding domain 3 (gene hmgn3). Bases 225 to 512 code for a protein of 95 amino acids. The transcript is spliced from 6 exons. The record is from RefSeq and is a predicted model, not a curated record. Gene Ontology annotation, molecular function: nucleosomal DNA binding. Gene Ontology annotation, cellular component: chromatin; nucleus. Lineage: Eukaryota; Metazoa; Chordata; Actinopteri; Salmoniformes; Salmonidae.